Molecule: messenger RNA, 1189 nt
Organism: Platichthys flesus (European flounder)
Lineage: Eukaryota; Metazoa; Chordata; Actinopteri; Pleuronectiformes; Pleuronectidae
Product: beta-crystallin B3-like
Exons: 6
Coding region: 1-1017 (338 amino acids)
Biological process (GO): visual perception; lens development in camera-type eye
Molecular function (GO): structural constituent of eye lens
Source: RefSeq, a predicted model, not a curated record
AUGCAGUGUGACGGACACAAUGGGCACGACAGACUUGCUGCAUCAACAGGCUUUUUGCUGCUGUGGCCAGAAAUAAACCAUAAAUACCCCCGCUGGCCUCCACCGACCCGCUCGCCAGGCCUGCACACCCACACCCUCACACUGAGACAAACAGUAAAGAGAGAUAAGACAGAGGAAAGACAGAGAGCGAGGCUCCUACGUGGUGCAGUGAAGCACAAGCCAUCCAGAGGGAAAAUGACAGAACAGCAGGGAACCCCAGACCAGCUGCCUGCACACAAGGGCCAAGGAGGAGCCGGUGCAACAUAUAAGUUGGCGGUUUUUGAGUUUGAGAACUUUCGUGGGAAGAAGGUGGAGUUGUCUGGUGAAUGUAAAGACCUGUGGGAGAAGACACAGCAAGUUGGCUCAGUCAUCGUGGAGUCUGGACCGUGGGUUGGGUUUGAGCGUCCAGGUUUUGCAGGAGAGCAGUAUGUGUUGGAGAGAGGAGAGUAUCCUCGCUGGAGCACCUGGACCAACUGGAUCAACUGGCAGAGUACCUACAGCCUGAGCUCAUUCAGGCCCCUGAAAGUGGACAGUGCAGAUCACAAGCUACACCUCUUUGAGAUGGCAGGCUUUGAAGGCAGAAAGAUGGAGAUAGUUGAUGAUGAUGUCCCCAGUCUGUGGGCGUAUGGUUUCCAGGACCGUGUGGCUAGUGCUAAGGUUGUCAGUGGAACGUGGGUGGGAUACAGGUAUCCAGGCUACAGAGGGAGCCAGUACGUGUUUGAGCAUGGAGACUUCAAGCACUGGAAUGAUUGGGGAGCCACUGCACCUCAAAUCCAGUCCGUCCGACGGGUGCGGGACAUGCAGUGGCACAAGAAAGGGUGCUACAUUCCCCCUGCCCCUACGCCUCCCAACCCCAACCCUAACCCCAAUCCCAACCCAAACCCAAACCCCAACCCCAACCCCAACCCCAAUCCCGAUCCUAAACUCAAACCCAAUCCCAGUCCCAACCCCAAAUCACAAACACAACCCCAAUCUUAAUGCCACACCUCCCGCACCACCUACAGCAACCGGGGCAAGAUGAAGGCAGCGAGCCAGGAGCCAUUCUCACCAACAUAACAACUCUUAGUUUAGACUAUCUGACCGUGCAAUUCUGGAAAACCGGAACUGACAAACAUGUAUCUCUGUUGGAAAUAAAAAGAUUUGGCCCUAA